Drosophila sechellia is the source of this 821-nucleotide messenger RNA. RefSeq lists its product as uncharacterized. NCBI's taxonomy places the organism in Eukaryota, Metazoa, Arthropoda, Insecta, Diptera, Drosophilidae. Bases 30 to 821 code for a protein of 263 amino acids. The transcript is spliced from 2 exons. Gene Ontology annotation, cellular component: extracellular matrix. The record is from RefSeq and is a predicted model, not a curated record.
AGUCGCCGGCGGUUGAUAAAAAGAGAGAUAUGAAGAAGCGACGCAUAACCAGCACAGCUGGAGAUGCCAAUGGACCUAGCGUUGGACCAAAAGCACGGACUUCAACUCGCUGGCGCUUCCGCAUUGCGUUGCGAAGAGAGGCACGCGUCGGCCAGGCGGUGCGGCAACUCAAAGAUUUGUUGCCACUGGUGGCGCUAAUUGCUGGAUGCGGAAUGAUCGGGGCAUGCGCAGCGGUUGGCUACUCAUAUGCGCGAUUCGAGGGUCCGGUGGUGGGGCCGGAGCAUCUGGUCACCGUCCACGACGGACGCACCGUGGACUAUGUGGCCCGUCCCGAGUACAGCUUCGCCUAUGGAGUCGAGGAUGGCAAGACGCGCGUGCUGCAGAAUCGCAAGGAGACGCGCAACGGGGACGAGGUGAGAGGAGUGUACAGCGUAGUCGAUCCGGAUGGCACCUUGCGUGUGGUUAAAUACACGGCCGACGAUGCCAACGGCUUCCAAGCCGAGGUCAUUACCAACGGUGUGAAGACUCUGCACGGCCACGGAUCGGACGGGGAUGCGGGUGGUGGGUCAGUGGACAGCCAGGUGAGGCACCACAGCGCCGAGGAUGAUGAGGAGGAGGAUGAGCGGGAGCGGGAGCGGGCACCGCACCAGGGAAAUGGCCAGUACCAAGUGCACGAGGAUUACGAUGAGGGAAAGGAAGAGCAGGCGGAGGAGGACGAGGAGGGUGGGGGUCACCAGGAGUACGAGGGCAGCAGCGAGGAAGGAUAUGACGAGGCAGAUGCUCACAGUCAGCAGGAGGAGUCCAGUGGCGAGGACUACUAG